CCGGCCCCGCGCCCCGCACCCGCCCUGGCCCCUGGCCCCGGCCCCGGCCCCGCGCCCCCACCCGCGGGCGCGCCGGCCUCGGACAUGGAGCCGCUGCUCCUAGCCUGGAGCUACUUUAGGCGCAGGAGGUUCCAGCUCUGCGCUGAUCUGUGCACGCAGAUGCUGGAGAAGUCCCCUUGUGACCAGGAACCAGAUCCUGCAUUGCCAGUGUCUCAGGCAGCCUGGAUUUUGAAAGCACGAGCACUGACUGAAAUGGUGUACGUGGAUGAAAUCGACGUAGAUCAGGAAGGAAUCGCAGAAAUGAUACUGGAUGAGAAUGCUAUUGCUCAAGUUCCCCGCCCUGGAACGUCUCUGAAACUCCCCGGGACUAAUCAGACCGGAGGGCCAAGCCCCGCUGUCAGGCCGGUCACUCAAGCUGGAAGACCCAUUACAGGUUUCCUGAGGCCCAGCACGCAAAGCGGAAGGCCAGGCACUAUGGAGCAGGCCAUCAGAACGCCGAGGACCGCCUACACUGCCCGGCCCAUCGCCAGCUCGUCCGGGAGGUUUGUCAGGCUGGGAACGGCUUCCAUGCUUACAAGUCCUGAUGGACCUUUUAUAAAUUUAUCUAGACUGAAUUUAGCAAAAUAUGCCCAGAAACCUAAAUUGGCAAAGGCUCUGUUUGAAUAUAUCUUUCAUCAUGAAAAUGAUGUUAAGACUGCUUUGGAUUUGGCUGCCCUUUCCACGGAGCAUUCUCAGUACAAGGACUGGUGGUGGAAAGUGCAGAUUGGAAAAUGUUACUACAGGUUAGGAUUGUAUCGGGAAGCAGAGAAACAGUUUAAAUCAGCCCUGAAGCAGCAAGAAAUGGUAGAUACAUUUCUCUACUUGGCAAAAGUUUACAUCUCAUUGGAUCAGCCCGUGACUGCUUUAAAUCUUUUCAAACAAGGCUUAGACAAGUUUCCAGGAGAGGUAACCCUACUUUGUGGAAUUGCCAGGAUCUAUGAGGAGAUGAACAAUAUUUCAUCAGCCACUGAAUACUACAAAGAGGUUUUGAAACAAGACAAUACUCACGUGGAAGCCAUUGCGUGCAUUGGAAGCAACCACUUCUACUCUGACCAGCCAGAAGUGGCGCUCCGGUUUUACAGGCGACUCCUCCAGAUGGGUGUUUACAACUGCCAGCUUUUUAACAACCUGGGGCUGUGUUGCUUCUACGCGCAGCAGUACGAUAUGACUCUGACCUCGUUUGAACGUGCCCUUUCUCUGGCUGAAAAUGAAGAAGAGGUAGCUGACGUCUGGUACAACUUGGGACAUGUCGCUGUGGGAAUAGGGGACACAAACCUGGCCCUCCAGUGCUUCCGGCUGGCUCUGGUGAGCAACAACCACCACACAGAGGCCUACAACAACCUGGCCGUGCUGGAGAUGCGGAGGGGCCACGUGGAGCAGGCAAAAGCACUGUUACAAACUGCAUCAUCUUUAGCACCCCAUAUGUACGAGCCACAUUUUAAUUUUGCAACAAUUUCUGAUAAGAUUGGAGAUCUACAGAGGAGUUAUGCUGCUGCUAAGAAGUCUGAAGCAGCAUUUCCAGAUCACGUGGACACUCAACACUUAAUUAAGCAGUUAGAGCAGCAUUUUGCUAUGCUCUGAUUUUUCCUCAGUUAAAUAUAUUCAUAUAUAGAUAUAUAUGUGUGUGUGUGUAUGUGUGUAUUUAGGGAAAAAGUAGUAGUAUAUAUAUAUAUAUUUGUAAUACAAACCUGUGCUUGAUAUUAGUGAAAGUGACAUAGUGGGAUUUAAACCAGAAUGUUUAAAACUGUAUAAUAAUAACUUUAUAAGAUAAUAUCAUAAAAGACAAGAUUUAAUCUCUUGUAAGCAGAUCAUGAACUCUCCCACGGUAUAUGGUAGAUGUUUGUUUACAAUGUUUACAAAAAAAUUUCAUGAAUUUCUUCAAAUUCUUAAAAAUAUACAUUGUUAAUGUCCUUUAGCUAGCCUGUAGCUUAGGAGGUGUGAAAUCUGCCUUUAAAGUUGCACUUUUAUGGCUAAAAAUUAUAUACUUACCCUUGGUACAGACUUUAGAAAUUAAACGUUGUAUUUCAAACUAUUUUUUAUGAAAUGCUUUGUGAGACAUUCUACAUUUUCUUAUAUAUUAUGCUUUAAAUAAAUGUGUAUGAAACACCA
Molecule: messenger RNA, 2148 nt
Organism: Bubalus bubalis (water buffalo)
Lineage: Eukaryota; Metazoa; Chordata; Mammalia; Artiodactyla; Bovidae
Gene: TTC8
Product: tetratricopeptide repeat domain 8
Exons: 15
Coding region: 85-1620 (511 amino acids)
Biological process (GO): non-motile cilium assembly
Cellular component (GO): ciliary basal body; BBSome; non-motile cilium
Molecular function (GO): protein binding
Source: RefSeq, a predicted model, not a curated record